UUGGCCAUUAUCAGUCGUCCGUCAGUUUGCGGUUUGUGUUUCGUGAGGCUGUCUGUUUUCAAGUUUGCAAAUUCCUCUUACCUACAUUUCUUUCCUUUCUUUCAUCAAGGAGUUUCAGGAAUCCUCAGAAUUCAGGAAUUUUGAUUGUACUUUUGGUCGUAAAUAGUUUCUGUGGUAGUGUAAGAUGUGGGAAGAAGGCAGCAGCAACAGUGCGGGCAGCGAGAAAGGAGGUGCGAAGUAUGUGGACAUCACAAAACACCACGACGCUGUCUUCAACGAGCUGAUGCGGGAGUGCAAGCACAGCGCGCCCGGGGCCCGGCUGUCGGCGCGCCUGCGAACUUCGCUAGAGAGGAUGUGCCCGGAGGAGCGGCGCGCGGUGGUGUGCCGCACGGCGGAGGGCUGCGCGCCGCUGUUCGUGGCCAGCAAGCGCGGCAACGUGGAGCUGGUGGAGUACCUGGUGCACGUGUGCGCGGCCGAGCUGGAGCAGCGCGGCGUGUACGAGGUGCCCGACGACCGCUCCGUGCACACGGUCACGCCGCUGUGGUGCGCCGCCGUGGAGGGCCGGCUGGACGCGCUGGGCGUGCUGGCGGACGCGGGCGCGCGCGUGGACGCGCCCAGCGACAGCGGCUCCACGCCCGUGCGCUCGGCCUGCUUCAUGACGCACCUGGACGUGGUGCGCUUCCUGGUGCAGCGCGGCGCCGACAUCCACCGCCCCAACCACAACGGCGGCACCUGCCUCAUCAACUCCGUGCAGUCCGUGCGCCUCUGCACCUUCCUGCUCGAGCACGGCGCGCAGGUGGACGCGCUGGACAUGCAGCACAAGACGGCGCUGCACUACGCCAUCCAGGAGCACCGCGUGGAGACGGCGCGCCUGCUGCUGGAGCACGGCGCCGACCCGCACCUCGCCUCGCGCGCCGGCGACGACGCGCUGCGCACCGCCUGCCUCAAGGGCGCAGCACAGAUAGUGGCGCUGCUGGCGGCGCGCGUGCGGUACCCGGCGGCGCGGCUGGCGGACGCGUACGAGCUGCUGGGCGCCACGCAGCUGGACGAGUUCAACGACGUGGCCGCCGCGCUGGCCGCCUGGCGCCGCGCCACCGCCAUCCGCCACGCCGGGCCCGUCUAUGUGGAGAAGACGCCGGUGCGGCCUUUACACCCGGCGCUGGGCGGCGCGGCGGAGUGGCGCACGCCGGGCGAGCUGGAGGCGGCGGCCACCGACAUGGACGCGCUGCGCACGCAGGCGCUGCUCGUGUGCGCGCGCGUGCUCGGGCCCGCGCACAAGGACACCGUGCUGCGCCUCAUGUACAGAGGAGCGUCAUAUGGUGACGCAUUCCGCUAUCAGCGUUGCAUCGAGCUGUGGACGUGGGCGCUGGAAAUCCGCAUACAGAAAGACUCUUUGCUUUACACAGACACGUGCCACACGGCGUGCGCGCUGACGCGGCUGAUGCUGGACGCGCGCGCCGGCCGCCUGGAGCGCGGCCGCGACCUGCCGCGACACCAGGACGUCGUCUCCGUCUUCCGCCUGCUCGCCGCCGACUUGCCCGCCUGCCGCCGCGCGCUGGAGGUGCGGCCGGUGUUCAAGAAGCAGGCGGAGACGUUCGACCGCGCGCUGCGCUGCGUCACGCACCUCGUGUACCUGCUGCUCGACACGGCCGACACGCCUGAGGAACGCGAGGAGGUGGUGCGGCUGGUGCGCGCGCUGGUGGCGGCGGACGUGCGCAGCGCGCACACGGGCGACACGCUGCUGCACCUCAGCGUGUCGUGCCUCAACGUCAUCCGCUCCACCUACUUCGCCGACGAGGUGCACGUGCCGCCGAUCUUCCCCUCCGUAGCCGUGGUCCGGCUGCUCCUGCAAUGCGGCGCGGGCGUGGGCACGCGCAACGAGGCGCGCUCGACGGCGCUGCACGUGGCGGCCAUCCCGUACAACUUCUCCAGCGAGCUGGUGGGCGCGCUGCUGGCCGGCGGCGCGCACAUCGACCAGCCCAACAAGUUCGGCGACCUGCCCGCCGAGCUCGUCGCGCUCAACCGCGGGAACAAAGUCAAGGUAUUGCAGCACAUGACACUAGCCUGCGUGGCGGCGCGCGCGCUGCUGGCGAGCGGCCGGCCCGUACCACGCUCAGCGCUGCCGCGCACGCUGCACGACUUCCUCGACCUGCACCGGCCUUAGGCCACGCCCACGGACCACGACGCGUCCGCCACCUCUACUAGCGAUCUGCGUGCUCAUCAUACCAUGAGUUUACGUUAAGCCUAAAGUCUGUUCGCCGAGAGUUGAUAAAAAAAAUUCAAUAUCAGAGGUUCUAA
Molecule: messenger RNA, 2298 nt
Organism: Ostrinia furnacalis (Asian corn borer)
Lineage: Eukaryota; Metazoa; Arthropoda; Insecta; Lepidoptera; Crambidae
Gene: m-cup
Product: ankyrin repeat protein mann-cup
Exons: 12
Coding region: 185-2164 (659 amino acids)
Molecular function (GO): protein binding
Source: RefSeq, a predicted model, not a curated record